Molecule: messenger RNA, 1017 nt
Organism: Phytophthora sojae
Lineage: Eukaryota; Oomycota; Peronosporomycetes; Peronosporales; Peronosporaceae
Exons: 3
Coding region: 1-1017 (338 amino acids)
Biological process (GO): protein transport
Cellular component (GO): cytoplasm
Source: RefSeq, a predicted model, not a curated record
AUGGCGGCUCGCGAGUCGGUCGAAGGCGUGCUCGGACACCUGACUAUCGCGCUCCAUGCAGAGAGCUACGCCCCGGGGGAGGUCGUCACGGGUGUCGUGAAGCUCUCGACGCUGGAGCUGAUCCAGGCGCGAGAGCCGCUGGCAGUGCUUGUCCAAGGCAAGGAGACCGUUGCAUGGGACGAAGGAGGCUACAACCCCGUCACGAACGCCUUCGACAAGAUUUUCCUUCAAGAAAAGAUUGAGCUGGUCCCGACCACGCUCUUCAGUGCUGGUGACUCGGAGUACAGCUUCAACUUCACGCUGCCGAAGGACUUACCCUCGAGCUUUGAGCUGACCGACGUCUACAGCGGAACGGCCGAGCGGCUCCGCGUUCGCGUCAAGUACGAGGCGAGUGUUUGGCUCAGAGCGGAGGGCGACUCGGUGGCGUAUUUGCAGACGUCGCAGGAGUUUUCCGUGCAUGCCCCACCGACAGCGACCCCGCCGGCGCGGGCUCUGGAGAUCACAACGUCGGAGGUGGUGCACUGGUUGUGCUGUAUCAAUCGCGGCAGUCUGCAGAUGAUGCUCGAGAUUCCGAAGGAUGUUUUUGUCGCGGGUGAAGUGGUGCCACUGGUCUGUCGAGUGGACGGAUCUGCCUGUAAGGCGUCCGUCAAGUCGAUCUCGGUUGAGUUGAUCGAAGAUGUAGCGCUGCGGAAUCUAGGAGAGCGGCCAGACUGGACUGUCACGCGUCAGCUAUCGACGCAGCAAGUGUUUGGUCCCGACGCCGGCCACAAGGGGGAGCAAGUGGUGGAGGUCGGGCUGGUUGAGAACGACAAGAAGACUGCGAUUAACCCGGAUGUGGCCACGCAUUUCUUCCGAUGUACUCAUCGACUGAUCGUUCACUGCAAACCGUUUAUGGCGCAGAGUAUCAUGGCCGAAGUGCCUGUGAGAGUGCUGCACCACAAUACGUCGUUCAGCACAGGAGCAGUUCGAGUGCUGAGAUUGCCCGCAGAAGCGACUUCCGGGAGCAAAAGUCCGUGA